AUGGGUACGGGUAUGGGUACGACAUGGGUACGGCUAUGGGUAUGGUAUGGGUACGAGUCAGGGUAUAGGCAUGGGUCACGGUAUGGUUGUGGAUAUUGGUAUGAAUAUUGCACGGGUAUGGGUACGAAUAGGGUUAUGGGUACGGGUAUGGGCAUGAUCACGGUACGGAUAUUGGAAUGGGUACAGGUAUGGGCCGCAGGCCCGAGCCGAUUGGCUUGAAUAUAAUAAAAUUUAUUAAAAUUAGCAUAUUUAAAAUAAAAUAAAAUAACAUCGCAACGACCAGACCAUAGGAGGCCCGCAGGGCCUCCGUUGGUCUGGUAUCUUUUCAUUUGAAAAAGGCUACUUUAACUGUUAAAAAAUUUUAAAAAGUUAUUUUGAUAAGGCUUAUGUUACUACUUCCUUAAUACGGUUUUUUAUAAAUAAAACGAUCAACUUUUGUUAAAACUGUUAGAUAAAACAUUGUAAAUAAUACAUUGCAAUUUGUGUUGCGUUAAGCAGUGGCACACCUUUCAAAUUAAACAAAAUUUUUUUGAUUCGACUUUGCUAACUGUUAUCUUUCACCUCACUGAUCAUGUGUAUGUAGCUCAUGCAAGUUUUGUAGUUAUUAAGGAUACUGUGGAUUAGUUUUAAGUAUAUAAAGUAAAACGUAUUUAGCAUGACCCUCAAUAGUGUGACACCCUUAUUAUAAUGACAGCUUUUUGACCGCUCUUUGUUGUACUACUCCUAUUAAAAGGGUCUGGACAGUAAGAUAUACUGGUUAUAAAGACAAGUUUGGACUCUCUUUUGAGCGUGAUACUAACGAGGACUGUGACUUUAAAACAUGGGUAUUUUUGUUGACUUUAACUGGUGAUUAUUGUAAAAUAUGAUUUUUUCUAUGUUUCAUCAGUUGGGCUUACAUCGGACGUGUUAUAAAAUUUUACCGUACGUGUGCUCAAGUUUUCCAAACAUAUAAACAUACUGAUUAAUAUAACAAAAAUGUUCAGAUGGAAACAGACUCGAUAGGCCGUGCCAGUUCCUUGAGCACGUCGCCCCGAUCCUCCAAACUUCGCAAACGCCUUUUUCGACCAUUCAAACGACGAAAAUCGACCAUUCCUCAUUUGGACGCGGCCGAAUUGGAAGCCAAAGUCCAGCUAUCAGAAGCCGAAAGCGAUGAAGAAAUGUCGCAAAACUCUUCGAAUUCGGUUUCAAUCAGAGGAUCAACAAAUGUCAGUACCAGAUCAACACCUGGCAGGAUUCGGAAACGAUUCAAUUUGUUUGGAGGUAAGAGCAUUUGA
Bursaphelenchus okinawaensis is the source of this 1274-nucleotide messenger RNA. The record is from the annotation of a GenBank genome assembly. Lineage: Eukaryota; Metazoa; Nematoda; Chromadorea; Rhabditida; Aphelenchoididae.